GUGAGGGCUUUUUGGACCUUCUCCACCUCUCUUUUUCUUAUUUUCCAUGCUUUAUGUUGGUCAACAACCAACCACAGUUUUUUUCUAUAGUUCUUCACUACUCGUAGAGGCUUGACGGAGUGAAGCUGUUUGGAGGGAAUCAUUUUUCUCAUUUAUUUAUUUUCUCAAUCAAUCAUGCCUCAACUGGAUAAAUUCACUUAUUUUACACAAUUCUUCUGGUCAUGCCUUUUCCUCUUUACUUUCUAUAUUCUCAUACGCAAUGAUGGAGAUGGACUCCUUGGGAUCAGUAGAAUUCUAAAACUACGGAACCAACUGGUUUCACACCGGGGGAACAAUUAUUUGAGGCCCCGCAACAACCCCUUGGAAGAUAUCUUGAGAAAAGGUUUUAGCACCGGUGUAUCCUAUAUGUACUCUAGUUUAUUCGAAGUAUCCCAAUGGUGUAAGGCCGUCGACUUAUUGGGAAAAAGGAGGAAAAUCACUUUGAUCUCUUGUUUCGGAGAAAUAAGUGGCUCACGAGGAAUGGAAAGAAACAUAUUCUAUUUGAUCUCGAAGUCCGAGGUUCAAUGUUCCAAAGGAGUUCCCGCCACACCUUCAGUUGUUUCUCCUAAGAGUGGUCAUACUCUUAGUGGGCAUAUAGAUCAUACUUGUGAUUUUGACAACUAUGAGAGAGAAAUCCGAAUUGGAUCUUUAUUUUGA
Molecule: messenger RNA, 696 nt
Organism: Pistacia vera
Lineage: Eukaryota; Viridiplantae; Streptophyta; Magnoliopsida; Sapindales; Anacardiaceae
Product: putative ATP synthase protein YMF19
Exons: 3
Coding region: 175-696 (173 amino acids)
Cellular component (GO): membrane; mitochondrion
Source: RefSeq, a predicted model, not a curated record